Messenger RNA from Clupea harengus (Atlantic herring), 3098 nucleotides. RefSeq names its product PTK6 protein tyrosine kinase 6a (gene ptk6a). Gene Ontology annotation, molecular function: protein tyrosine kinase activity; ATP binding; protein binding. The record is from RefSeq and is a predicted model, not a curated record. Lineage: Eukaryota; Metazoa; Chordata; Actinopteri; Clupeiformes; Clupeidae. Gene Ontology annotation, biological process: protein phosphorylation.
AAUGGUUUCACGCCUAUCUUGUCAACACAUGGAUUCCACUCAUACCUGACUUCUCAGAAGCGCUGUAGAGGUGUCAAAGACACUUCCGAGUCAGUCGUCCAGGAGCACGCUCAUGAACCAUGUAUUAGCAAAAUGCCUAUUAACUUAACAGCAUUGCGUGAUAUUUUCACCUGCUCACGUUGCCCCCUCUGGAAAUGUCCAAAAGACGGAGAAAAGGACAGCUGUGAGCCGCAUUCAAAGGAUGGGGACCAAGAAGCCGAUGAAGACACUGAACCUGGGAGGUAUUUCUCUCACAAAUCAACGAGGUCAGAGUCGAACUGGUCAUCUCCGCCACCAACGGAUGAAAGUUUGGGCAUCUACAAGGCACUGUGGGCAUUCGAGGCUCGGUCAGAAGAGGAAAUGUCUUUUGUGAAAGAUGACUUGUUCAGAGUUACAGAGCGGUCAGGAGACUGGUUGACAGCACAUAAGCUCGUCAAUGGGGAGGUCGUGGCCAGCGGUGUUGUACCCUGUAAUUACCUUGUCAAGGGAGAGACGUUAGAUGAUCAGCCGUGGUAUUUUGGAAAGCUAAAUCGGUUCGAAGCCCAAAACCUCCUCCUCACCUCUGGGAAUCCAGAAGGGGCAUUCCUGGUGCGGCACAGCGAAAAGGAUGAAGUGGGACACGUCUUAUCUGUGAAGGUCGAUGAUAAGGUGAAGCAUUUCAAGAUCCUUCAGGGAGAGGAGGGGUUGUUCUAUGUGGAGCUGAAUCAGACGUUCACAGAUCUGGAGGCCCUGGUGAAGUAUUACAGGGGCCACUCGCUAUCUGUUGUCGCCCAAAUUACCGAGGCCUGUGCCCGGAGAAAGCCAGAGCCUCAGGAUCUUCCCAGUAUUCCAGAGGAUGACUGGGAACUUCCUAAGAGCGAGUUUACCCUUGAGCAGCAGCUGGGCUCUGGCUACUUCGCUGAUGUGUACCGUGGGAAGUGGAAAGGCACGGUCAAUGUCGCCAUCAAGAUCCUAAAGAACAAUGACAUGCUGAACCACCGUGAGUUCCAGCUGGAGACCCAGAUGCUGAAGCAGCUCAGGCAUCGGCACCUCAUCUGUCUCUUCGCCAUCUCCACAGACUCCGCCCCCUUCUACAUCAUCACAGAGCUCAUGGAGAAGGGCAACCUGCUCAGCUUCCUGAGAGGUCCAGAGGGACAGCAUAUGGACUUCAUGUCCCUGACAGACAUGGCCACUCAGGUGUCAGAUGCCAUGGCCUAUCUGGAGUCAGAGAACAGCAUUCACCGGGAUCUGGCCGCUCGAAACGUCCUGGUGGGAGUGGACAACAUCUGCAAAGUGGCAGACUUUGGCCUGGCUCGAGUCAUCAAGGAGCCAUUUUAUUUGUCUGAGGACAAGAAGAUCCCCUAUAAGUGGAGUGCUCCAGAAGCCAUCAGCCAUGGAAGAUUUUCUAACAAAUCCGAUGUCUGGUCAUUUGGAAUACUGCUCUAUGAAAUCUUCACCUAUGGAGGAUCUCCAUACCCAACUUAUGCCAACUAUGAGGUAUUCCAGCGCAUCACCGAGGGAUACCGGAUGCCAUGCCCAAAGACAUGCCCAAAGCACAUUUAUGACAUCAUGCUGAUGUGCUGGAGCUAUUCGCCCGAAGAACGACCUGACUUCCAGGAGCUCAAAUCCCUUCUGGACACAGACCGCUACAACGAGUGGACCCCAGAGAGUUGUGUUGACAACUCAGAGGCACCAGGGGGCAGCAAUGAGUCAGAGCCAGCAGAUGAGGACACAUGGUCGUAACCAGAGUCAGGUGGUGACCACAGGGUGGCAGCAGGCAGAAACAGGGCCUUUGCUGAGGUGUGUCACAGAGUUCGUGGAGACAAACUGUGAGGAAUUUGGGAGCUGGGGUUGUGGAGACCUGAAGCUUUGUAGCAGACACGAGCCUUGACAUGAACAGUAAACAUUUCCACCACAUUCUUUUUGACGUGCUGAAGAUAUCGUGGCUCGUGUACUGUUUGGUUCUGCAUGAGAAGGCCAGUCCUUGUUUUGAACAAUGUUGUUGUUACACUGUAAGAUAGCAUUGAGAACAUUUGAUUGUUUUGUUCUGAAAACUUACAUGUCUUUAAAAGUUAAGAGUAUUGCCUUCUAACUGAGAAACCAUGAGCCUAUAAGCGCUUACUGUGGGCAUAUGUGUUGUAAAUACUACUGUGCCACCACUGGUAGAAAUGGGGCCUUGUUUGAAAACAAUAUGAUGAUUACAUCUUGCAUUCAUGACAAUGUGUGGUCACAUCUGUAUUUUACUCAGUUGCAUAUAAUACAUUGACAGAUGACAGAUUUAGAGAAUUUACAGAAGUAGAGAAUAUUAUGGCUGUUAUUACUGUGGGUGUGUUUUCUUCUGUUCUGUCAAUUCUAAAUUGCUGGCAGUAAUUUCCUUAGUGGUCACAGUGAAUCACAGUAAAGCCCACAGUCAAUAGCCAUGUAAACAAGUACACUGCGUGCUGGUCACAGUGAAACACAGUAAAGCCCACAGUCAAUAGCCAUGUAAAUAGCCGUGCUGGAUUAGAUAAAUCCUGUUGCUGUUUGCUGUGUUUGCUGUUGUGGGACCAAAUUUGGUGAAGUGCACCUGGUGCACCUACUCAUACUUCGUGGUAAACAGGUAAGUUUCCUGGACUGCUGAUUCUGUUGAUUUCUCAUCUGGCGGUAAUGCUUGAGUUUUGCCAUGUCCAGUUUCUGGAUGAAAACGUGGGGCUGAAAAUGUGAGGGAGAAACCUGAUAUGUCGAGUUUGAGGCACAAGACAUUUCACCAUCCCUGGGAUUGAUGGGUGUUUUUCCGCUCCAUGCCAUAAGGCUGCAGUGGCCUGGUUUGGCAACAGGGUGUCACUAGUGAAGAAUGUUUACCCGACACAGGCACCUGGUGCAUGUCUGGCUCACAGCUCCUUUUCCAACUGCCACGGUCAAGACGAGAGGAUUCAUGAAACACAGAUAAACAGAAUUUUUAAGAGAAAAGUCUAACCUGCAUUUGCUUUUGAAUUAAAUAAUUGAAAUUCUCACUGCUGAAAUCUCAAAGGAGAGUGCAGAUAAUGUUAUUAUUUCACAGCUUACAAUGAUGAGAAGAAUAAAACACUCUGCUUCACAUA